Onychostoma macrolepis is the source of this 1307-nucleotide messenger RNA. Its product is annotated as serine/threonine-protein kinase pim-3-like. Lineage: Eukaryota; Metazoa; Chordata; Actinopteri; Cypriniformes; Cyprinidae. The transcript has 8 exons. Gene Ontology annotation, molecular function: protein serine/threonine kinase activity; ATP binding. The coding region runs from base 351 to 1190 and encodes 279 amino acids. Gene Ontology annotation, biological process: protein autophosphorylation; negative regulation of apoptotic process; regulation of mitotic cell cycle. The record is from RefSeq and is a predicted model, not a curated record. Gene Ontology annotation, cellular component: cytoplasm.
UAAAAGUAUAACAGUAUUAUCGGUAAACUGUGUAAAAAUGGGCCUAUUAAGGAAGGCACUGAAUUGUCUAAGGACUUUGUUAAAUAGGACGUCUGUACAAAAAUCCCAACCCUAUGCUGAUCAGGAUAAUGAGACCCCUGUUGGGACUUUUGCUGCAGAUGGUGGUAAAGUUAGUGGUAGUGAGGCAAGGAAAAAAAAGAAUACGAGAAAGGGGAAGAGGUUUUGGAGGUGGCACUCAAGAAGAAAAAAGUACAGUGUCGCUAAGGUUGAGAAGCUGUACAAGACUUCUGUAUCGGAAACAGGAACAUACCGGAGUCAUAGUCAAGGCCUCAAGGAACUGAUCUCCAUUGAUGAGUACACUGAAGAAGUCCUCCAACCUGCGGUCCUCAACACAUCACAUUUGUUGGCGGUACAAAUUUGGUGGCAGGCUGGGUGAAGGAGGAUUUGGAUCAGUUCGAAAAGGGACUCGCUAUAAGGAUGGUCUUAAGGUGGCUGUAAAAUAUGUCCUAAAGUUGAAACAUACAACAUAUAUCAGCACUCCUUUUCACAACAAACCCCUUCCUUUAGAGAUUGCGUUGGCAGUCAUCAUCAAUAGGAAACCCAACUGUCCACAUAUAGUUGAAAUGCUGGACUGGCAGGAUGAUCCAGACUACUACUAUAUUGUCAUGGAGCGCCCUGUGCCAAGCAUGGACAUGGGAAAAUUUCUGAAAUGCAGCGGAGGUGUCCUCAGCGAGCAGAUAGCACAGUACACCAUGUGGCAAGUAAUUUAUGCCGCUAACUUUUGCUGCUGUCGUGGCGUUUUCCAUCGUGACAUCAAGCUGGAAAACGUGCUCGUGAACCCGACAACUUUGGAGAUCAAAUUGAUCGACUUCGGGUGUGGGGACCUCAUGAAGGAUUCAGGCUACAGCGCCUGCUGUGGUACAAAACCUUACUUCCCUCCAGAAUAUCAUGACAGAGGCAGAUAUCAUGCAAAGCCCGCGACAGUGUAUUCAUUAGGGGUGCUCCUGUUUGCAAUGCUGCAUGGGCAUUUUCCAACAGCCAGAGACUUGUACUGCUUGGGCAACAACCAGUCUGUAUUUGCGGUGUCACAAGAAUGCAUCCGUUUUUUAUGGGCUUGUCUGCAGCGUCAUCCAGAGCACAGGAUUCCCCUGGAGCAGAUGCUUUACCAUGACUGCUCCUGCGAUGGGUAGGGGGGCGUCCCAUCCCUGUGCGUUGAGCCGACCAGAUGAACUAGUUGUUUCCAGUGCUGACGGUCUUGUGCCAGCUGCUCUGCAUCCUCCACAGCAAUUCCAUGUUGUUGGAGGUCA